This is a messenger RNA of Iphiclides podalirius (scarce swallowtail), 348 nucleotides long. The record is from the annotation of a GenBank genome assembly. Lineage: Eukaryota; Metazoa; Arthropoda; Insecta; Lepidoptera; Papilionidae.
AUGACUUACCCGCCGCACUGCGUGACCGCCAUGCCAACCCAGGUGCGAUGCGACCGUGUCCCACCAGCCGACGGCAUCUGGGGCGCCCUCGACCUUCGACUUCUGCAGGAAGACGAUCUGCCCCUUGACCCUCGGACGUGGGGCCGCGCGGAGGUGGGCGCGUGGGUGGCCCGCCGCGGGGGACUCCCCGAACGCUUCCCCAUGAACGGGAAGGCGCUCUGUCUGAUGUCGCGCGACAUGUUCGCCAGCCGCGUGCCGAGCGCCGGCCACCAGCUCCACCAGGACUUCAGAAGAAGACUGGCGAAAGCAUUAGCACUGCAAGAGCUGAUUGAAAAGAUGUCUACUAAA